Acipenser ruthenus (sterlet) is the source of this 3636-nucleotide messenger RNA. It is a transcript of the gene znf648, whose product is annotated as zinc finger protein 648. Gene Ontology annotation, biological process: regulation of transcription by RNA polymerase II. The record is from RefSeq and is a predicted model, not a curated record. Gene Ontology annotation, molecular function: RNA polymerase II transcription regulatory region sequence-specific DNA binding; DNA-binding transcription factor activity, RNA polymerase II-specific. Gene Ontology annotation, cellular component: nucleus. Lineage: Eukaryota; Metazoa; Chordata; Actinopteri; Acipenseriformes; Acipenseridae. The transcript has 2 exons. Bases 387 to 2078 code for a protein of 563 amino acids.
GAUGUAACGUCAAUAUUCCCAAAAUCACCCGCAGAAAUUUGCCUGUCUUAAAGCCUAGGUCACGGAAGCUUUCAUGCAAGUAAAAGGCAUUGCAAUAGCCAGCUUACCCACGUUCUUGUCUCCAGUUAGCAGGGUCCUGUAACCUGUGAAACUCCUCCCACAACACAUUCUGCGUUUCGGUCCUGUGGUGAAGGGAGGGCUGCAAAGCAAUAACACUUUUAAAUAUAUAUAUAUAAAAACAGUAAUUCACCGGGACGCACGGGACAAACUGUUGGGAGCAUGUGGUUAAUAUAUUUGCAUUGACAAGGUGAACACAUGAAAUGGUUUAAUACUAAACCAUGAUAAUAUGAACCUAUUAAGUAGCCAGAUGAAAGUAAAUAAGCAUCAUGGAUGAUCAACAGCUGGAUGAACAAUCUGAUGAAACACCUUGCAGCAGUCAUUCCUCCUCCAGCACCUCUAGGAAAAGGAAAAUGACAGUUCCAAGGCAAAUUAAAAACAGGAACAAAGCUGAUUUAAAGCUACCUGAUGAUAACAUUUCAGCCUGCUCUUUAGGAAAGAGUGCGGAUAAAAAGCAUGCAGCAGUGGACCCUCUUGGCAAAGGUGAGGCGGCGCCAAGGUCACUGUAUCACAACUUUACUUUCAUCAACUCUGAAGGUGUUGCAGGUAACUAUGACGUUCCAUCUGAUGAAGACUCCAAUGGAUUGUCCUCUGCUAAUUUUGACAGGGGACGAGUCGAGGACAGUCUAAAUGGGGUGUCAAAUAAAACAAGGAAGGGAAAGGACCUGGACACCAUGGUUCAUAUGCAGCGUGAUUCUGAUGGUUCGUACAACCACAGCUUCACCAUUGUGCACAUGAAAGCCAAAGAGGAGCAGCUUGCUGAUAAGGUGGAAAGCCUGUCUUUUGACUCGAUAGGAAGGAGCAAGGAUGAGAGUGGGGAUCGAGAGAAGAAGAUCAAACUAAAUUCGGAGGAGCUUAAACAACAGGAGCCUACAAAACAGACAGAGACUGUCACAGCUAAAGUAAUCAAGAAAAAGAAAGUGUCAGACAACACCGGCAAGGACACUGAGAACAGGCCCUACAAGUGCAUGCAGUGUGGCCGAGCGUUUAAAAAGUCCAGCAACCUUCUGAGCCACAUCGAAACUCACAGCGGGCUGAAGCCGUACUCGUGCGAGCUCUGCGGGAAGGCAUACUCACACCAGGGCACGCUGCAGCAGCACAAGAGGCUGCACACAGGGGAGCGGCCGUACAAGUGCCCGUACUGCGACAAGACGUACAUCUGGUCCUCGGACUUCCGCAAGCACGUCCGCACUCACACGGGGGAGAAGCCGUAUGUGUGCGCGGCCUGCGAGAAGGCGUUCGUGCGCUCCUCGGACCUACGCAAGCACGAGCGCAACAUGCACAACAACAACAAGCCCUACCCCUGCCAGGAGUGUGGCAAGACCUUCAACAAGCCACUGUCUCUGCUCCGGCACCAGCGCACCCACCUGGGGGAGAAGCCCUUCCGCUGCUCCGACUGUGGGAAGGAGUUUGCGGUGGCCAGCAGGAUGGUGGAGCACCAGAGGACCCACACUGGGGAGCGGCCCUUUAUCUGCCCCAUCUGUGGCAAGUCCUUCACCAAGUCUUCCAACCUCUUUGAGCACCAGACCCUCCACUCGGGGCAGCGCCCUUUCAAAUGCUCGGAGUGCGGGAUGUCCUUCGCCCAGUCGUCCCGGCUCAUCCGCCACCAGCGCAUCCAUACCGGGGAGCGGCCCUUCGUCUGCCCCGAGUGCGGCCAGGCCUUUGCCCGCUCCUCCACCCUCAAGCGCCACCAGCAGAUCCACUCGGACGAGAAGGCCUUUCUCUGCACGCAGUGUGGCAAAGCCUUCCGCCACGCCUCCCAGCUGACCCAGCACACCCGUGUCCACACUGGGGAGAGACCGUACCAGUGCCCCCAGUGUGGGAAAGCCUUCACCCAGUCCACCCACCUCAUCCGCCACCAGAACAAACACAGCCUGGAGAAGGUAGAGUCGGUGUUGGAGGAGACAGACUCGCUUUAUAACUCUUCUUGCAGCCCACGGCCGGCCUCUGGAAUCAUUUAGAAUUACAUUAUUAUUUAUUUUUUUAUUUUUUUAUCAGCAAAAUAAAAUUUAAAAAAAUUGUUUAAAGGAUUCAGACAUUGAUGGGUGGCUGCUCUGUAUGUCAGGGGUGUUGAGUUCAAAUGCUGUUGAGCCAUUCCAUUAAUAUCUGCAUUGUGUUCCAGUUCAUCUAAAACACAGGGACCCUGAUCAGCACUCAUCCUGGAUCGCCUUACCUAAGAUAACAUUAGGUCGUGUGAGUCAGGGGUCGGGGAAACCAGCCGCAAGGAUUUUGAUGAUCAGUAGUAAUAUUCAGGGAGGUAGGGUUCUGUAUCGUAAAAGGGAAAAGCUUUUCUAAAAUAAAAGAUAAUGACACGGAUAACUACAGAAGACCUUAGUUUACCAGCGAUGCCCCAAAUUAUGUAAUUCCUAUUUUAUGUCAUUGUAGCGUGUUGUGCACAGACCAUAAAUGUUCAACUGUAUAAUAGCUGUAAAUGUACGUGCACUGGGAGACAUGGCCAUUCUAAGAGGUGCACACAGCCUGGUUUGAACAAAAAAUUAUAUAAUCCUAAAAGACACUAUAAAUGUCAACUGGUAGUUCGUUUGUGAUUUUAGCAAUUUUAGACAGAUUUUAAUCCUGACGAAUGAUACUGAUAGCUACCCGGGUACAGGGGUUACAGGUUUAAACUGAAACCAAGUCAAAUAAAAAAAAUUAAAAAGAAUAAAUAAAUAAAAUUUACAGAUCUGAUACACUAUAAAUUAUUUGCUGCUUUUACCUGGUGUGGCUCAAGAAUACAAACUAUAUUCUACAGUGGCUGAUGGUAAAUCAUUUUGCAUGUGUCAGAUGUGGUUUGACCACAGUGGAAUUCAGAAGAAUUGUUCUGUUGCAUGUGAACCAUUGUACCCUGACAGUAUCACCGGGUAAUUCACAGCAGUGCACUUUUAUCUAUUGUAAUAUCAGUUACACAGUCACAGUAUUUUAAUGUCAGGUGUUUCCCUUCAUCCAUUGUGUUUCUGUAAUUCUAAUUCACAGUAAAGGGACUGAUGUGACAUGAAUGUUAAACAAAUGUUGAAUUUCUAAAACUAGUUUGUUAAAAAAAAAAAAAAAAAAAAAAAAAGCAGCAAUUCAACUGCUAAUGUAAAACAAUAUAUAAAACCGCCUUUUUUUUUGUUGUUGGAUAAAAACUUAGGCAGAGAUAACGCUCGGCUUUAUUAAGAGCACAUUUUGAAAUCCUAAUUUAGGUGGCUUUUCUAAAUGAGAACACUAAUCACGGAAUAUACUUUUUGCACUUAUGUAUUUGUCAAUGAGAGUUUGGAGAAUGUUGCUUAACUAGUGAAAACGAGCAUUGUGUUAAUAAACUGCAUACUAUGUAAAAUACAGUUUUACCAUUUUUAAUUUAUAACCUCUGAGUUACAAAUUCCACUGUGACCCUUAACUAAACCUUAUAGAGCAUGAAGCUGUGUUUAAAUAUUGUACAGUAGAUGUACCGUAUUACUGUUAUCGUUUUACUGAAGAUCUCAGCAUUUAAAGAAUUAUUCUUUUUUACUUUUUAUUAAAUGGCACCCAAUAACAAAGACUGAG